Messenger RNA from Vicia villosa (hairy vetch), 945 nucleotides. Its product is annotated as zinc finger protein CONSTANS-LIKE 6. Lineage: Eukaryota; Viridiplantae; Streptophyta; Magnoliopsida; Fabales; Fabaceae. The transcript has 3 exons. The coding region runs from base 77 to 715 and encodes 212 amino acids. Gene Ontology annotation, cellular component: nucleus. Gene Ontology annotation, biological process: regulation of DNA-templated transcription. Gene Ontology annotation, molecular function: protein binding. The record is from RefSeq and is a predicted model, not a curated record.
UUUUGCAAAAUACAAAAACCAAAAGGUAGAGAAAAAUUCAGAGAUAGAGAGAGAGAAACAAAAUUGCAAAGAUAAGAUGAGAUACAUUUCAUCCCUUAGAAGUCCAAAGAAAGAAGAACAUGAAGUACCAGAAGCUAUCACUCCAAUUCUACCACCAAGGUUCAACAAAUCUUACACCAAUGAAGAUUUCUAUCUUUUCGACGAACUCGAAGAGUACUUGAACAUUGAAGAAGAAGAAGAAAAGUUAUCACCACAAAAUACUUGUAAUAGUAGUAAUGAACAACUUCAUUGGGAUUUCAUGGAAUGGGAUGAGUUUCCAUUUGAUGAAGGGAAAGAUGAUAACAUAAGCAAAUGCAAUUUUGAGGUGAAGAGAGAAAAUCACAAUGGUGGAUUUUGGGAAGUGGAUGAUGAAAAUAGUGUUGCUUUGAAAUUGAAUUUGAAUUUGAAUUAUCAAGAUGUUUUGGAUGCAUGGUCUGACCGUGGCUCUCCUUGGGCUGAUGAUUGUUCUCUUUCAUUGUCUUCCUCCAAUAAUUGCUCCUAUAUGGGAGAAGUGCCAAUAUUGGAAGAAGAGAGAACAAGAAGAGAAGCAAGUGUUCUUAGGUACAAAGAGAAACGUCAAAACAGAUUGUUCUCUAAGAAGAUAAGAUACCAAGUUCGGAAAUUAAACGCUGAUAAAAGACCAAGAAUCAAGGGUCGCUUUGUGAAGAGACACUGAGGUCACUCCAGAAAAAUAUCUCAAAAAUAUCUUCUAAAAUAUCUAAGGCCACUUCUCUACAUGUAUUUUUUUUUUAUUAAUUGUAAUUCUAAUAUUGUUGUAUUUAUCCAUUCAUAUUAUCUUUCUCUUCCUAAAGAAUUGGAAGAGAAUGAAUUCUACUAACGACAUUUAUGACUACUCCAAAUUUAUGAAUUUAAUUAUUUCUGAUUUUUAAAUGAGCAAAUUUCUAA